AUGCCCUAUGUUAUCUUCUACAGCAGCACCGCUUUAUCUAGCACUUUUACGCUGGAAAAUACGCGAAAAUCGUCAGUUGGCUGCGACCCGCUGUACAGGGCAGACAUGUCGCGUCUGAUCGCACUCCUCAUCAUUAUUUCACUCGCCGCGAUCGAAUGCAUGGAAGAGGACUGCACAGACUGGGAGGGGAAGACGAUCCCCCAUGGCUUGCUGUACGUUCCUGGGCCCGGCGUUUGCUCUAUCUGCGUAUGCUAUCACUCGCAGCCGAUGUGGUGUAAGGCCAUAUACUGCGAUCCCCCUUAUUUCUGCAAAGACUUCCGCGUCGGCGAGAGAUGUUGUGAAUUCGAGUGCCUCGAUCCUCCUGGUGAAGACACACGCUACCAAGAACGGCAAAGGCUACGGGCCCUGAUACUCUCCGGACAUUCUUCAGCUGCUUACUUCUAUCCCAGCGUCAGCUUACUGGCUCUCAUAGCAUCGUACUUCGUAUGGAGUAUCGGGAUGUUUGAAAUGAAUAACACUGCCCAGUAA
This is a messenger RNA of Leptosia nina, 528 nucleotides long. Lineage: Eukaryota; Metazoa; Arthropoda; Insecta; Lepidoptera; Pieridae. The record is from the annotation of a GenBank genome assembly.